AUGGCCCCGCCGCCCGACGCGCUGCGCGCCGCGCUGGCCGCCGCGGCCAGCGCCCCCAAGGCGGAGCUCCUCUGCCGGCCGCGGCCGCCGGGCAGCGACGCGGCCGCGGUGCGCCUUGGUCUGGCCGAGCUGGCCGGCGCGGCGGCGGCGGAGAGCCCAGCGGCGCCGCCAGCGGAGCCCGCGGGCGCUGCGCGCGGCGUGGGGGCGCUGCUGGAUCAGUGGCGCGCGGGUUGGGUGCCGGCCGGCCCGCAGCUGCCCGGCCUGCGGGGCUUGGACUGGGAGGCCGUGGCCGGGAGGGCGCCCGACGUGGUCCUGAGCCGUCCGCCGCGGGAGGGCGAGGCGGCCGAUGGCCGGGGCGGCGGCGGCGGGACGAUCUGGGGCUACCACGGGGCCCCCUUCGAGAACGUCUGGUCGCUGCUGGGCUUCGGCUUCGUGAGCGCAGCGCUGCCCGGGCAGUCGCUGGGCCGCACCGGCGAGGACAGGCAGCUGUUCGGCCAGGGCGUCUACCUGAGCCAGGAGCCCGCGCUGGCCUACUCGUACGCCAGGAAGAGCGGCUGGCUGCCGCACGGGCUGGGGCGCUGGCGGUGCCUGCUCGUGGCAGAGGUGGCGAUGGGCCCGCUGGUGAAGCUUGGCGGCGCGGGGCCGUCCUCCGGGCUGGGCGCGGGCACUGCGCCAGAGGGCUACAUCUCGGAGUGUUGCCUCAAGGCGUCCCUGGCCCAAGAGGUCCCCAGCCUUUUGCUCCGCCUUGGAGCCCCCGUGGGGCCCUCCAUGGGCCUCGUGAGGGAAUCUCACAGAGGCCCUCUGGGACACCCUCGGGGGCACCUCGGGGCCAGGGGCCGUUCUGUCAACACCCGGGCAUCAUCGCGGAGAGCCCGAAUGCCGUGA
Molecule: messenger RNA, 885 nt
Organism: Prorocentrum cordatum
Lineage: Eukaryota; Dinophyceae; Prorocentrales; Prorocentraceae
Source: the annotation of a GenBank genome assembly